UAUGAAUUGUCCAAUGAAACUGGUUUUUGAGGCUCGGUCACCCGGGAGGGGCUCAGUGUCGAGCCGCAACUCCUCCGCAUUGAGAGGAGCCAGAUGAGGUGGCUGGGGCAUCUGAUCCGGACGCCUCCCUGGUGAGGUGUUCCGGGCACGUCCCACCGUAAAGAGACCCCGAGGACGACCCAGGACACGCCGGAGAGACUAUGUCUCUCGGCCGGCUCGGGAACGCCUCGGGAUCCCUCCGGAAGAACGGGAAGAAGUGGCUGGGGAAAGGGAAGUCUGUUUAUCCCUGCUGAAGCUACUUCCCCCGCGCCCGGACCCGGAAAAGCGCGAGAUAAUGGAUGGAUGGAUGGUUUACGAGUGGAGCGAGGGGGUGUUUGCAAGGCAGGCGAGCGGUGUUCAAAGUCAGUCUUUACCGAGCUGAAGCAGGCGCUGGACGAGGAGGGCAGUCGCUGCCUGCUGCUGUCGCGCCAGCGCCGCUUCAACCGGCGCUGCUGCAUCCGCUGCUGCGCGCCCUUCAGCUUCCUGCUCAACCCCAAGCGCCCGUGUCGCGACUGCCUCUACAACGUGUGCAAGGCCUGCAGAAUCUACAGCGAGGCCGACAAAGCCUGGCUCUGCUGCGCCUGCCAGAAGAGCAGGUCGCUGAAGAAACAGUCAUUGGAUUGGUUCUACGCGCACGUGAAGGGACGCUUCAAGCGCUUCGGCAGCGCCAAAGUUCUGAAGACCAUCUACAGGAGACACUUGGCCGAGCACAGUCCAGUUUCCGAGCUCACGGAGGGGAGCGCCUACGAGGAGAGCGUCUGCAAUGAAGGCAGCGUCUGCGGCAGCGACGUCACUUUCUACACACAAACUGAAGAGCGCAGCAUGGCAGAGACGCUCGCUGUGGCCUUCCGGGUGGCGGAGGAAGCCGUAGACGAGGCCAUUUCCAACGCAGAGUUCGACGCCGCCAGUCAGGAAAAUCGGAAUGAAGCCCGCUACCUGCGUGAGCACCGAGGAGAGCUCAUCGAGGAGCUGGCCAAAACCAUCAUCCAAAAAAUCAUCUCUAGGAGGAAGACCUCGGCUGACGCGAGGGACGACUACGACCGGGAGGGGUCGCUGGAGCGUGACGUCCUUCACGACGGCGAUCAAGCUGACGGCGCGUUUAAACACCUGAAAGGCCUCUGGAGGUCCCAGUCGGCCUUCUCGCUGAUGGACGACAGCCGAGACGAUCGUCAGACGUCACCCAAGGAAGGAGCAUCGGCCGCGUCGCCCCGGACCAGCGUCGAGCGUUUGGAAAACGCUGGUUGCGUGUCCUCUGUGCUGAAGAGUCCGGACGGGAACUGGAUCGCCCUGCAGAGUGCUCAGCUGUCGCGGCCCAGCCUGCUGGCCAAGAGGAAAAGUCUGGUCUACAGCGCCUUGGAGAGGGAGUCCGGAGCGGUGUCCGCUUACGAGGGCAUGGACUCCGACAACGAAGCCAAACCUGAGCCCAACACUUCCUGGGGCGCCAUCCUGCAGGAGUUCCACAGGAAGUUGACGGGGUCCAAAGUCCGUCGAGAUGCUGACAACAGAAAUGUUGCUCGGUCGGACUCCGAGGGGAAGCUUCAAACGUCUCCUGCGGCUGAAGUCAGACGGACGUCAUCUCAAAGGACCGAUAUCAUCGACAUCAACUUCAACGAGAAAGCCCCCGCGGAGGAAAGUGAGGCGGCGUCUGGAAAAGCCAAGAGAUCACGAAAGAAGAGAAGAAGUAAAAGAAGAGCAACACUUUCUGGACCUCUUCUAAUGGAUUACAACAGGAAAGACGUCCAUCCCUCUUCUCACUCUGACGCCGACACUCCUGACACAAUGACUCCUGACGCCGCGACUCCUGAUCCCCUCCACCGGGAUCAGUCGGGCAUCAGUCAAGUGAAACAGGACUUUACGUUGGAUGCACCUCAACCUGCAGAAUACAUUUCUAACGCCUCUGCUAGAGAUGAAGGCCGUUGCGACGCUAAAGACAACCACGAUGCACAGGAGAAGGAAACAAGAGACCAAGAUGGUGAAGAAGCGACGAUGGUGGUCGACUUUGGUGGAGAGGGAGGAGAGGAUGUGAUCGAGGAGGAGGAGGAUGAGGAUGAGGUCGAAUCUAGGUUGUACAAGCUGGUGGCAAAGUCCAGACUGGCGUACUUCUCAUCCACUGACGACGAACUGGAUCGAGCAGGAAGGAGUGAGGAGGACCGAGGGUGCGAUGAGGAAGAUCAGAAGGAAGAGACCGAAGGACUAACACAUAAACUCUGCCAGUUGGAGAAAGAAAUCCGAGCAAACAUGUUCUCCUCCACAGAGGACGAGCUGGACCGAGUCACAGAUGAAGAGGUGAAGAAGGAUGAGGAGGAAGAAGAGGAGCUGGCGGCGAAGGUCUGCCGGUUGGCCACCCAAGUGGGCGCCACCCAGUUUUCAUCUACCGAGGACGAGCUAGACCGUGAGGAAGUGGCUCACGAGGAGACGCUGUGGAGGUUGCAGGAGGACAAGGCGGCGCAGGCCACUCAGGUGCGCCACCUGGCCAGUCUGGUAAGCGCCUCACAGUUCUCCUCCACCGAGGAUGAGCUGGAUCGAGUCGGGGAGGAUGAGGAAAAGAUGACACGGGGAGAAGAGCCCUGGGGAGAAGCGGCGAAUGGACAUUGGGAAUCUACAGGAGAGGAACUGGUAGAAGAACCUAUGAGCGAUAAUUUUUCAGAUGCAAUGGAAGAAUUGGAUGCUUACGAGAUGUCAUCAGAAGAGGAAGAGGAAAUAAUGAGCGAGAAACAGGAUAAGUCAGAGAUAAGACAGUCAGAUCAGAAAGGAGGACAGGAGAUGCCCGAAGAAGACCUCAGAGAGGGCCGUGGUGGGAAGUGGGAGAGCGAGGAUGAAGAUGUUGAGUUCAAUAAAGUUAUCAGCAGCAUGUUGACAAUGACAUUGGAAGAUAUGCAGGAACAAGCCAAGACCGAACAGAAGAAAGAUGACCGGAAGACAGACGAGAAGAGGAACAAGGAUCCAAAGACUGACGAAGAGAGGAAGGAUGUUACGAUGACAAACGGAGAAAUCAAGGAGGACCCAAAGACAGAUGAGUCAAAGAGUGAAGAUACAAAGAUGGAUGAUGAAAAGGAAGAGGAUGAAAAGACAUGCGAGAAGCUGAACAAGGAGACAAAGACUGAUGAAGAGAGGAAAAUUGACACGAUGACAAAUGAGGAAAGGAACGAGAACACAAGGACAGAAGAGAACAGCAAUGGGGAUUUAAAGACACGGAAGGAGACAGACAAUGAGAAAGUUGUGGAAUCAAAGACAGGCGAGGAGAGGAAAGAUGACGUAAAUAUGGAUGAGACAGUCAGUGAGAAGAAAGAGGCCUCAAAGAUUGGUGAGAACAGGAAAGUUGACGCAAAAGAUGAUUGUGUGACAAGCGAGGAAAAGAAUGCCACAGAUCAUCGGAUCAACCAGGAGAAAAAUACUGACAAGGACCGGAAUGUGGAUACAAACACAAAUGAAGACAGGAAUGUGGCAAUCAUAGACCUGCGAGUGGACAAAAAGACAGACAAGGACUGGAACAAGGUUGCAAAGACAGACGAUGAGAAUAAAGAGGAGAAAAAGGACGAGAACAGCAGCAAAGACGGAAAGACUGAUAAAGAGAGGAAACUUGACAGAAUAACAGAUGAGGAAGGCAAUGAAGACACAAAGACAGACACAGACAUGAACAAGAACGUAAAGCUGGACAAGGAGACGGGCGAGGUUAAGAAAGGGGAUACAAAAAUAUCUGAGAACACAAACAUGGAGAACAAGACAGAUGAGCAAAUUGAAGAGAAAAAAAACAAGAUGGACAACCAGAAAGAGGACACAAAAACAGAGAACAUGAAAAUGGAUGCCAAUACAGAUGGGAAGGAUGAGGACAGGAACAAGGACACAGAGACUGAUGAGGACAGGAAUGAUGCUACAAUGACCAAUAAGGAAAGCAAUGAUGACACAAAGACAGGCAGGAGGAAGAAUGAGGAUACAGAGUCGGAUUGGGAGGGGAAAGAGGAUGAAAAGGAAGAUGAGAACAAGACCAAGAAUGUGAAGAUGGACAAGGAGGAAGACGAGCAGAACGAGAAUUCAAAGACAGCCGAGGACAGAGACACCCAGACAGAUGAGACAAAAGAAGCCACAGUAACAGAAAAAGACUGGAACGGGGCAGCUGAGGACCUGAAAGAGGACACAAUGGAGAGGAAGAAAGAUGAAAAGAUGGAAAACAACACAGCCGAUGAGAGGGAGGACUUCAAGACCGGUGAGGACAGAAACAAGAAGGCACAGACAGGUGAAGAGAGGAAAACUAAUAAAAUGACAAAUGAGACAAGUAAUGAGGACACAGCGACAGGUGAGGGCAAGAACCAGGCAGUUGAGGACCUGAAAGAGGACACAAUGGAGAGGAAAAAGGAUAAAAAGAUGGAAAGCAAGACACCUGAUGAGAAGCAGGAGGACUUAAAGACCGGCGAGGACAGAAACAUGAAGGCACAGACAGGUGAGGAGAGUAAAACUGAUAAAAUAACAAAUGAGACAGGUAAUGAGGACACAAUGAGAGACGAGGAAGAUAACCAGGUAGGAAAGGACCUGAAAGAGGACAUAAAGACAGAUGAGAACAGGAAAACUGAUAAAAUAACAAAUGAGACAAGUAAUGAGGACACAAUGACAGACGAGGAUGAUAACCAGGUAGGAAAGGAUGUGAAAGAGGACAUAAAGACAGAUGCAAGGAUGGUGGAUGCAACGACAAACAAGGAUACGGAAAAGACUGCUGAAGACCUGAGAGAAGACACAAAGACAGACCAGCAGACAGACGCUAAAAAGAAAGAGGACUCUGAAGCAAAGAGCGAAGACCUGGAAGAGAACCUUAAGACACACCAGGAUAGGAACAACGAUGCCAAGACCAACAAGAAGAGGAACGAGGACACCAUAACAGUCAUGGGGAGGAAAGAGGAAUUAAACACGGACGAGGGCAAGAACUGGUCUACACAGACAAAUAUGAAGGGGAAAGAUGAUAUGAAGACUGAUGGUGAGAGAACAGAGGACUCAAAAGCAGAUGAGGACAGGAAUAAGGACCUGCAGACAGACAAAGACUGGAAUCAGGAUGAACAAACAGACGACAACAAGCGUAAGACAGGCAAGAGAGAUGAGGACUGGAACAGGUAUUCAAAGACACAAAAGGACAGAACUGAGGAUGCAAAGAAAGAUAUGGACUGGAGCAGUGAUGCACAGAUAGACAAGGACAGGAACACGGAUGUGAAGACAGACAAAGUUUGCACUGAGGAGUCCAAUACAAACGACAGGGAAGACAAUUCGGAGACAGACAAGAACAGGAAAGAAGACGGUCAGACAGACAAGGAUCCACAGACAGAGAAGGACAAGAGCGAGGAAGGCAAGACAGACAAAGACAGGAACAAGGAUGUGAAAACCGAAAGUGAAAGGAUUGAGGAUUCAAAGAAAGACAAGGAGAAUGAAGGGACAAAGGCAGAAAAGAACAGGGACAAGGAUGAAAAGACAAACAAAAUCUGUGAUGAGGUGUCUGACCCAGACAAGGAGAGAGAAGAGGAUUGGAAGAUAGACAAAGACAGGAAAGAGGAGCCCAAGAAAGACGAGGAUGUACGGACGGACAAGAAUUCAAAGACAGAAAAGGACAGGAGCAAGGACAUGAAGACAGACAGUGAGAGGAAUGAGGAUACAAAAAAGGACGAGAAGAACCCCGACACAGACGAGGACAGGAAGAAGAAGGUAAAAAUCUGGAAUGAGGAGGCCAAUACAGACAGGGAAAGGAAGAAGAAGUUCGAGAAAGACAAGGACAGCAGGGAAGAUACCAAGAGCUACAAAGAGAGCGUAGAUAGUGCAAAGACAGACAUGAACGAGGACAAAGACAAAGAUAUGAAAGAUGACAAAGAGACUAAAGAGGAAAAGAUAGGCACUGAAUGGGCUGAAGACAGGAACCAGCAUGACGAGACCAACAAGGAGAAGGAAGACAAAUUGAAGACAGAAAAGCACAAGAACAAGGACACCGAGAGUGACAGGGAAAGGAAUAAGAACGCAAAGACAGAAGAUUCAAAACAAGUCCAAGAAGAUCAAAAGAAGCUACUUGAAAAUGCAGCGAAGCAAACUGCGAGAGAAACGUUUCAGGGUGCUGAUCUUCCACUCGGUCGUUUAACUGAGAGACAACGGCAAAAAGCCGCCGCCGUGGAAGACCGAGACAGAAGAAAUAUGGCCGCCACGGAGGAUAGUUUCCCGUCACCGGAGGGGAUCGCAAACGCUAGCGACAGUGAAGUGUACGACGCCGUACACUUCAUAUCGACGUUGCUGGAACAGAGGUACACGGCGGCGUCCCUCUGCAGCAUAACCACCGAGGUCCUGAAGGUUCUGAACGCCACCGAGGAGCUGCUCCAGGAGGUGGAGGGCCGCGGAGGCCGUGGCCCCUCCGCCCCCUCUUUGCCCGCCGACGCUGACCCCAAGGAACUAGAUCAGCAGUUCUCUGCGCUGGAAGAAAAAGUGUACAUGGCGGCGGGCUCGGUGUACGGUGUGGAGACCGAGCUGGGCGAACUGGAGGAGCGGGCCAGGGACAUCUCGAGGGGCACGCCCGACACGGAGCUGUCGUUCCUGGAGGACCGGGUGGCAUCGGCCGCCGCCAGGGUUCAGCAGUCGGAGCUUCAGAUCAGCGACAUCUCGGCAAGGAUCGCAGCGCUGAGGAGCGCCGGUCUGGACGUGGACCCGCAGUCCCGUUUGGCCAAGACCAGGACCGUCCCAGUCAUGCCUCUCACGCUGAGCUCGUCCAGACAGCUGAGAAGACGACUGCCUGCGCUCCCGCGUCCAGGUGAGCGCAACACGAAGCCAGCUAGAGAGGAAAGCUGAGUCCUGAUUUGUGACCAACCGGCAAGAGCGGGGGCGCUUUCUUUCCGCAACAGACUGAAAAACGAUGUGCCUGUCCCCCGAUUUUACGACACCCGGAAUAUUUUAACAACUCCUGUGACAACCGUGGUGUGUUCCGUUCACUUUGAUGCGGUUAAGUACCGUAACGAUCCCUAACCCCACUCCUGAAGCCUCACCCCUAAAGACUAACCUGAAAACCUCCGCCAAACCUUCGUCCUUACGGGGAAUCCUAAACGGUUCCCCAAACUUUACAAUACCUCUAAACCAAAGCAUAACCUUGAGCCGACGGUAUCUCCUGAAGCUAAAAUCUCCCUGAUCACCGAUGUGGUCUUUGAAGGAUUUUGGUUUUUGUUUUGUCUCGUUUAUGUUCCAGAAGACGACAAAAGCUAAUCCAAGGCCGGAUGACCUCAGCGGUGCCUUUGAGACUGAAGUCUUCCUUUUCUGCUCAUUAGAAAAAACAACUACAAAACAGAGCAAAUUUAUCAUCAGUUUAGAGAUCAUUUUUAUAACAGUACAGUCUAGAAGAAAUAAAAAAAAAAACACAAACCUG
This is a messenger RNA of Syngnathoides biaculeatus (alligator pipefish), 7411 nucleotides long. It is a transcript of the gene myripa, whose product is annotated as myosin VIIA and Rab interacting protein a. Bases 343 to 6843 code for a protein of 2166 amino acids. The record is from RefSeq and is a predicted model, not a curated record. NCBI's taxonomy places the organism in Eukaryota, Metazoa, Chordata, Actinopteri, Syngnathiformes, Syngnathidae. The transcript has 15 exons. Gene Ontology annotation, cellular component: cortical actin cytoskeleton. Gene Ontology annotation, molecular function: actin binding; myosin binding.